Molecule: messenger RNA, 6712 nt
Organism: Sus scrofa (pig)
Lineage: Eukaryota; Metazoa; Chordata; Mammalia; Artiodactyla; Suidae
Gene: CCBE1
Product: collagen and calcium binding EGF domains 1
Molecular function (GO): calcium ion binding
Source: RefSeq, a predicted model, not a curated record
GGCGAGAGCUCAUUAGUUGCUCGACCCUGGAGGACGAAGGAAAGUUAGUGAAGGUUGACCACGCUCUAGAAGUAGUGCAGCUUCAGGUUUGGGAAAGCAGUUUGGGAGAACCGUUUUCAACUACUCCUUCAUCCUAUACUAAAUACUGAGGAAAACUAAGCGGAGAAAGGACGUGUAAGGAGCGUCCGGGGCGUGGGGGGGAGGCAAACACUGGCCUGAGCCUGGUCCUUGGAAAUCAACUGACAACAGGAAGGAAGUUUAUUAACCCCUCCGCUCCCCCUCCUUUUUCCCGGGGUGAGAAUCGGCUCCUCCUCCUCCUCCUCCCAGUCUUGCGACCCCGGUGUAAAAUGCAACCAGCCGCCUGCUCUCGGCACCCCGCGCGUGGUUCCCAGCAGAGGAAGAGGCAGGAGCGGAGGGUGCCGCCCAAAGCCGAGUGGAACGAGUCCAUCCGACCGGCGUGAACAUCCCAGGCGAGACAGCCUGCACCCCGCGACAUACGCUCCGGCGGGGUACCUUACGCGAACCGUUUCUCAGCCGCUCUGCAGAAUUGGUACUCGGCACAACUCCUAGCCUGAUCCCCUAGCCCCACUGUGCCCCCAACCCCGGUGUUUAAGGCAGGUGGUGCAAACGCCCCCGCCCUCGGGCGCCUCCUGCCGGGGAGAGGGAAGGCGGCGGGCGCUGAGCAGUCGGGCGCAGGGCGGGGAGAGAACUCCGGGGCCGGGAAGAAGCCGGGAGCUUCCCUGAUGGUGCCGCCGCCUCCGAGCCGGGGAGGAGCGGCGAAGGGGCAGCUAGGCAAGAGCCUGGGUCCGCUGCUGCUGCUCCUAGCUCUAGGACACACGUGGAGUUACCGAGAGGAGCCCGAGGACGGCGACAGAGAAAUCUGCUCGGAGAAUAAAAUCGCCACGACCAGAUACCCAUGUCUGAAGCCUUCAGGCGAGCUCACCACGUGCUUCAGGAAGAAGUGCUGCAAAGGGUAUAAAUUUGUCCUUGGACAGUGCAUCCCAGAAGACUAUGAUGUGUGUGCUGAGGCUCCCUGUGAACAGCAGUGCACAGAUAACUUUGGCCGCGUGCUGUGUACAUGUUACCCAGGAUACCGCUAUGACCGGGAGAGACACCGGAAGCGGGAGAAGCCCUACUGCCUGGACAUUGACGAGUGUGCCACUAGCAAUGAGACCCUGUGUGCACACAUCUGCAUCAACACCUUGGGCAGCUACCGCUGUGAGUGCCGGGAAGGCUACGUCCAGGAGGAUGAUGGGAGGACGUGCACCAAGGGGGACAAGUACCCCAAUGACACUGCCUCCCAAACAGACCGGAACCCAUCUCCUCUCUCAGGGCGGGACGAGAAGGCGGAGAAUGCGGUGAGAGCUGGCACCUGCUGUGCCACCUGUAAGGAGCUGCACCAGAUGAAGCAGACGGUGCUGCAGCUGAAGCAGAAGAUUGCCCUGCUCCCCAACAGCGCUGCCAACCUAGGCAAGUACAUCACUGGCGACAAGGUGCUGGCCUCAAACGCCUACCUUCCAGGACCUCCUGGCCUGCCUGGUGGCCAGGGCCCUCCUGGCUCACCAGGACCAAAGGGGAGUCCAGGCUUCCCGGGUAUCCCAGGACCCCCGGGGCAGCCCGGCCCCCGGGGCUCAAUGGGACCCAUGGGACCGUCUCCUGAUCUGUCCCACAUUAAGCAAGGCCGGAGGGGCCCUGUGGGCCCACCAGGUGCCCCAGGAAGAGACGGUUCUAAGGGGGAAAGAGGAGCACCUGGCCCCAGAGGGUCUCCAGGACCCCCCGGCUCUUUUGACUUCCUCCUGCUCAUGCUCGCGGACAUCCGCAAUGACAUCACCGAGCUGCAGGAAAAGGUGUUCGGGCACCGGACUCACUCUUCCACAGAGGAGUUCCCUUUACCUCAGGAAUUUUCCAGCUACCCAGAGACCUCAGACUUGGGCUCUGGAGACGACGACCCAAAAAGAACGGAGAGGAGGGACUCGGGAGCCUCCAGAGACUUUUAUCCUUAGCACAGCCUUGACAUCUUCUCACCCAAGAAACGGAAGAGUGUUUCCUUCUGCGGUUAAAUCACCCGAAGAACAAAACAAAACAAAACACGGCUGGUGGCCCAGAAGAGAUCAAUUUUUAUUUUCUUCUUUCUUUUCCUGCCUUCUCCCUGCUUCUUUUCUUCCAAAUACUAUUUUCAGAGUCCCCUGCUAGACAUGCUGAAGACAUGAGGGAGUAAAUGGUUGACUUACACGCUUCCUACUGAGCAUCUACGGUGGAACUUUUCUUUGACUUUCUUAUUUUUCAGCGACUUCUGAUUUCUGAAUUGGGUACCCUCAGAGUGUCUUAAAAUUUGGCAGACUAUCAGAAACGGGAAGAGGGCAAGGUGAGUUCUAAGAAAAUGUGAGUUUACUUAUUUAAAAAAUAGAUGUGUCCAGAAUAGACUAUUAGCCCUCAGUAUCAAAAUUAACCCUUUUCAGUGAAAAGGGGAGACAACAAUGUAUAUUUACCUUGGUGGAUAACUCUUAUUCCUUGUCAAUCUAAUAGAUUUAAAACAUUCUAUUCUCUUAUCAAACUUUCUUUCCUAAUUUUGGUUAAAGAAAGGUGAGGAGGGGAGGGCAUAUUAGAGCCGAUGGAGAAAAUUAUAUUGACUGUCCCAUAGGUUGCCACAUAUUAACAUUCAGAUGUGACUGUGAAGGGUUCAUGCCAUGCUCAGUUAUAACUAUCCUAUUCAGAGAAGAAAGUUAUUCUAGCUGUAAGAAUACAUCCUCUUUUCAAAACAGAGCAAAUGAAUGCAUUGCCCUGGUUCACAUUAGAACACUGGGCUCCUGGUCCUCUAGGACACUGUAAAGCUAUUUGAAUGAGUGGGCUUGCUUAGUAAAUCACCGAUUAUUUGUUAAGUGAAAGUAACCGACCCUUAGGCAGAGGUACCAAAUUCCCUGGCUGUGACUGGGUGCCCACAAGGUGCUCAUAGGCCAUGAUCCAGGUUGAAUCAGUGUACUGUGGAGCUCGGGGCUGGCAGGAGGUUGCUGGCUUGGGUUGUUGGCCGUGGGGCAAGUGAACCUUAAGCCGGGACCCCAAUGAGCCUUCAGCAGAUUUACUGUCGGUAGGAAUUAGAAGUCCAUGUUGGGGGCCAGCCAACCUUGCCAACAUUGAGAAUAAUAUAGAAUUGAAAGAUUGCUUGGAUUGGGAGGGAGAAAACAACAGUUUUUCCUCAUUUUGCAGAAAUUUCCUUCCCAUUCUUCUCAUUUUUCGUAAUUUUCCAUAAUUUAGUCCAAGUUCCAGUUCUUGCAAUAAUUUUCCUGGUUUUGCCAGAAAUUUCCUUCCCAUCUUCCCAUUUUUCCUCAAUUUUCCAUAGUUUAGUCCCAGUUCCAAUUUUUUGUUUUGUUUUGGGGGGUUUUUUUAUUUUUAUUUAUUUUAUUGCUUUUUAGGGCCAUGCCUGAAGCUUAUGGAAGUUCCCAGGCUAGGAGUCAACUUGGAGCUGCAGCUGCCGGACUAUACCAUAGCCACAGCACAGGAUCCAGGCCUAUACCACAGCUCACAGCAACACUGGAUCCUUAACCCACGGAGUGGGACCAGGGACCAAACCUGCAUCCUCAUGGAUGCCAGUUGGAUUCAUAACCACUGAGCCACAAAAGGAACUCCCCAGUUCCAAUUUUUGCAACAGUUUUCCUCAUUUACCGGAAUUUUCCUUCCAUUUCUCCUUAAUUUUCCAUUAUUUGGUCAAAGUUCCAGUUCUUGCAUGUCUCCUGAUUUCCCUUCUUCAGCCAACAUGGGAAGCAGUUGGGAAAGAAGGAGAUUCCCAAACCUCCCUGGAGUCCGUGUUUGCUCUUAGAUCUCUGGCCCCGGAGGGAUGCAUAUUCCAUAAAAGGCUUUUUCUAGAUUCACAGAUGCAGGAGCAGGAGUGCUCAAGGGACCAGAGGGGCCAUCUGCACCUUUGUAAUAUUGUUGGGGAACCUCUUGAUUUGAACAGAUAGUUUACAGACUCCUUGAGGUCCUCUUUGUCGUUUGACACCCAGAAUGCCGUUUCACUACCUGUUCAGGAGACCUUCGCCCUUCUAUUGACUUUCAUCAAGAACCAUUGUCACACCUCCUUUUUGCUCAUGAUGGGCUUCCCAUUUCCUAUCCUGCAGUGCCCCCCUACAUUUUUAGGUGGUUUGUGUUUUUUCAUCUUUUUUUUAGCUUACAUCAUUUUACUCUCCUGGGAAACCUUGUUUAAAGAGAACCACUGUGGGUAUUAAUAUGCUACUUUUCAGUCUUUCUUCAGAACAAUAGGAAGGGCUUGUUAAUUUGUAAAUUUGCAAAUUCCAAGUUUGUAAAUUUGCAAAUCCCAAGUGACAACAGCCUUCCUUCCCUUGUCCCCAUCCUGUUAGAAACAAAGGGCUCCAGUCAGUGAGCUGGUGGCUCAGUUUUUUCACCAACACUUGACUCCACUAUUUCUUACACAAAAUCCCUAGUGACUCUCCACCAAAAUGUUACAGCUGAACACAAACACAGCCUCACAAAGCCUAGGAUCUUUCCUGCCCCCUUCAGCCUCUUCAGAAUCUAAUCUUCACAGCAGAAGUCCUUGCCAGCCACAGGUUCACAGAGAUGGACUGAGAAGAUGUUGAUUCCCAUCUGGAAUAUAUUUAAUGUUUGCAUGCCUGUGGAACACAGUAUUUAAAGUGUGUGGAUGGAUGAAUACUAAAAGAAAUUAUGCACAGGCUGUAUGAGAAACGAUGAGGUUCGUCUUUGAGUUUUUCUCUGGUGAGGAAUUUUAUUACCUUUUUAACAAUGAACUGUAGGUAGAAAUACACUUUUAUUCUGUUGUCAAGUACUCAUAAAAUGCAGCUAAACUGCAUGUUUGGCCAAAGGCUAGACUAAUAUUAACAGAAUGAAUGGAAGGUGGUAAUACAUGGGAUUUGUGAGAUGAUUCUGGAUAAUAUUUUCUAGCAAAAAAACACAAUAACCUAUAUUAUCUCAAUUUGCUGGAUCAGGUCAACUUAUACAAUAAUUUUCUAUCCUCAGAUUUUCAAAACUUGGAUCACUACAGUAGGACUAAAUAGGUACUCUAUAUGCCCAAAUCAACUUCUUUGAAGAUAAGACAUCAGAAGGCAGUGUUGUUCCUAAUGUAUCUUAAUUACUGAUAGAAGGCCAAAGCUUCACUGUCUAAACAGGACUUCUCAAAGCCUGACAGAAAAGCCUUUGGGAACAAGGAGUGGUAAAAAAAUUUGCUAGCCUAGCUAAGCCAAUUCAUGUUCCCUGGGAAAAAGGUCUUUGUACAUCUCCUCAGUUCUUUCUCAGAAAUGUUGACCUUUUGCUCCCCGAGAACUAGAACCUAGAAUAAGGGCUUAACAGAUUGCUUCUGCUGGUGGAAAGCAAGGGAAAUAAAACUCUCCUGUUCAAAACAGUGCAAGGGGAGGGGGAUACAUUUUAGUUGGAGAAAAUCCCUCCUCCCUUCCCAGUUCCAGAGAGAGAAAUUAGAAGCUUUCCCAUGCCAGAGCCAAUGGGGGUUCGGAGGGAGUGCUAUCUGUUCGCUCCUUCUUUAUUUAUUCUAACACCUGCCACAGAAUGAAUUGGCCAACUAAAGCCAUUUCUACCAUAUAAACUCAGGUUCACAGUCAGGUAGGAAUUCCUGUCUUGGUGCAACGGAAACGAAUCUGACUAGGAACCGUGAGGUUGAGGGCUUGAUCCCUGGCCUUGCUCAGUGGGUUAAGGAUCUGGCCCAGUGUUGCCAUGAGCUGUCAUGUAGGUCACAGACACAGCUUGGAUCUGAUGUUGCUGUGGCUGUGGUGUAGGCUGGCAGCUGUAGCUCCGAUUGGACCCUUGGCCUAGGAACAUCCAUAUGCUGCAGGUACGUCCCUAAAAAGCAAACAAAACAAAACACAUAGUCAAUCAGGUAAAUAACAAAUGCACAUUGGUGUACCAGGGGCGGGGCAAGGGGGGGGGGGUUGGGGAUUACCCCACCAGAUACCGGGUGAAGUGUACCUUGGUCCUGGCCAUGCUCCCUUUCCUGUUCAUACUACCAGCCUUGUGAGGCCUGUUUCCAAGCCUGCAGAGGAAGACAUUCUUGGUGACUAGGGGCCAAGCACCUCCUUGGAUUAAUAGCCCAUUCCUCCUCACCCUUUGGGUGUCACUCCCUCUCCCUCUCUGCCCCCACUCCAGCCUGUCACAGAGAGAGCAGCCGCACUGUGUAACCUUAACAUCUUUCAGAUAAUCUUUCCUGAAAAGGAAAUUUAUUUGAAGGAAUCCAAGCCAAACCAAUAGAAUAAAGCCAUCUAAAGUUAUUAAUAAUUCAGGGAAAUGGAUGAAAAUUUUCCUGGCACAGCCAGCAUGUAGGUUUCACAACAAAUCAAAAGACAAUUUUCCAUUAGAUGCUAAAAAAAAAAAAAAAAAAAAAAAAAAAAACAUGACCAUAAUUAUUAAAACAUAAAAUCUUGGACCUCACAUGCUCCUGCAAUAAAUAUUACUGAUUACUGUUUUAGGGAAAUUAUAGAAAAAAGACCUUUUAGACAUCCCCCAGGGACCUCAGCAUUUGUUGUAAGACUCCCCCCCCCCAAAAGGAAGCACGUGGGGAAUUCAUGUGUGUUGUGACUCUGUUGUUAUUCCUUUUGACCAGCCAUAUACUUCAGUAGCUGUGUUCAUUAUUUACAGCAGGCCCGUAUAACAGCUGAGCUACUAUUCAGUUAUGGAUGUGAUAUUAUGAAGUAUUUUGAUAAGAUUAUAUAUAUGCUUAAUAACAAAGUUAUUUUUC